AGACCGGCUUGAGGGGAGCCGCGGGAAAGGAGCGUGUCGGCCGCUCACUGGCGCAGCCGCUGCCGCCGCCGUCACCGCCCCGCCCCGGCGUUGUCGCUGGCAUCGUCGCGGACGAAGCGCGGGCCCAGCAUGGGCAGGAAGGGGGACGCGAGCGGCGCGUGUGCCGCGGCUGCGCGGCCGGUGACAGGGGUUUGCUAUAAAAUGGGACUUAUGACUAUAUUCACUGGACUAUGGCUGUUUUCCUCAGUAAAGGCAGAUUCAAAAGCCAUUACAACCUCUCUUACGACAAAAUGGUUUUCCACUCCAUUGUUGUUAGAAGUCAGUGAGUUUUUAGCAGAAGACAGUCAAGAGAAAUUUUGGAAUUUUGUAGAAGCCAGUCAAAAUAUUGGAUCAUCCGAUCAUCACGGUACUGAUUAUUCCUAUUAUCACACAAUAUUAGAAGCUGCAUUUCAGUUUCUGUCACCUCUACAGCAGAAUUUGUUGAAAUUUUGCUUGUCCCUUCAUUCGUAUUCAGCUACAAUUCAAGCCUUCCAGCAGAUAGCAGCUGAUGAGCCUCCACCAGAAGGAUGUAAUUCAUUUUUUUCUGUGCAUGGAAAGAAGACCUGUGAUUUUGACACCCUUGAGACUCUUCUCCUCACAGCAUCUGAAAGGCCCAAACCUUUAUUGUUCAAAGGAGAUCACAGAUAUCCCUCAUCUAAUCCUGAAAGCCCAGUGGUGAUUUUCUACUCUGAGAUUGGUUAUGAGGAAUUUUAUAAUUUCCACCUCCAGCUUGUGUCAAAAAGCAAUGCAGGCAAAAUCAAUUAUGUAUUCAGACAUUAUAUACUUAAUCCCAGGAAGGAGCCUGUUUAUCUCUCUGGCUAUGGUGUGGAGUUGGCGAUUAAGAGCACUGAAUACAAGGCCAAGGAUGAUACUCAGGUGAAAGGAACUGAGGUAAACACCACAGUGAUUGGUGAAAAUGAUCCCAUUGAUGAAGUUCAGGGAUUCCUCUUUGGAAAAUUAAGAGACCUGCACCCUGACCUGAAGGGGCAGUUGAAAGAACUCAGAAAACAUCUUGUAGAAAGCACCAAUGAAAUGGCACCUUUAAAAGUUUGGCAAUUGCAAGAUCUCAGUUUCCAGACUGCUGCCCGAAUCUUGGCUGCUCCUAUUGAAUUAGCUUUGGUAGUUAUGAAGGAUCUUAGUCAAAAUUUUCCCACCAAAGCCAGAGCAAUAACAAAAACAGCAGUGAAUUUGGAACUUAGAACUGAAGUAGAAGAAAAUCAGAAGUAUUUCAAGGGAACUUUAGGAUUACAGCCUGGAGAUUCUGCGCUGUUCAUCAAUGGACUUCAUAUUGAUUUAGAUACACAAGAUAUAUUCAGUCUGUUUGAUGUAUUGAGGAAUGAAGCUCGUGUAAUGGAGGGUCUGCAUAGACUGGGAAUAGAAGGCCUUUCUCUGCAUAAUGUUUUGAAAUUGAACAUCCAGCCCUCUGAGGCCGACUAUGCUGUAGACAUCCGGAGUCCUGCUAUUUCAUGGAUCAACAACUUGGAGGUUGACAGCAGAUAUAAUUCAUGGCCUUCUAGUUUACAAGAAUUGCUUCGACCCACCUUUCCUGGUGUUAUCCGGCAGAUUAGGAAAAACUUGCAUAACAUGGUUUUCAUAGUUGAUCCUGCUCAUGAGACCACAGCCGAGUUGAUGAACACAGCUGAGAUGUUCCUCAGUAAUCAUAUACCACUAAGAAUUGGUUUAAUCUUUGUGGUUAAUGACUCUGAAGAUGUUGAUGGGAUGCAAGAUGCUGGAGUGGCUAUUCUGAGAGCAUAUAAUUAUGUUGCCCAAGAAGUGGAUAAUUAUCAUGCCUUCCAAACUCUGAUACAUAUAUAUAAUAAAGUAAGGACUGGAGAAAAAGUAAAAGUUGAGCAUGUGGUCAGUGUCCUAGAGAAGAAGUAUCCAUAUGUUGAAGUGAAUAGCAUUUUGGGGAUUGACUCUGCUUAUGAUCAGAAUCGGAAGGAAGCAAGAGGCUACUAUGAGCAGACUGGGGUUGGUCCACUGCCUGUUAUUCUCUUCAAUGGAAUGCCCUUUGAAAAGGAACAGUUAGAUCCUGAUGAAUUAGAAACCAUCACAAUGCAUAAAAUCCUGGAGACCACAACCUUCUUCCAAAGAGCAGUGUACUUGGGUGAACUGUCCCAUGAUCAGGACGUGGUAGAAUAUAUCAUGAAUCAGCCAAAUGUUGUUCCACGAAUCAAUUCUAGGAUUUUGACAUCUGAGCGAGAAUAUCUGGAUUUAACAGCAACCAAUAACUUUUUUGUGAAUGACUAUGCUAGAUUUACUGUUUUGGAUUCCCAAGGCAAGACUGCUGCUAUAGCCAAUAGUAUGAACUAUCUGACCAAGAAAGGAAUGUCCUCCAAGGAAAUAUAUGAUGAUUCUUUCAUUAGGCCUGUAACAUUUUGGAUUGUUGGGGAUUUUGAUAGCCCUUCUGGAAGACAGUUACUCUAUGAUGCUAUUAAACAUCAGAAAUCCAGUAACAAUGUUAGAAUAAGUAUGAUCAAUAAUCCUAGUGAAGAUAUAAGUUAUAAGAACACUCAGAUCUCCAGAGCAAUCUGGGCAGCUCUCCAAACUCAGACCUCCAACUCUGCUAAGAAUUUCAUUACAAAAAUGGCCAAGGAGGAGACUGCAGAGGCCCUGGCUGCAGGAGUUGACAUUGGGGAGUUCUCUGUUGGGGGCAUGGAUUUCAGUCUUUUUAAAGAGGUCUUUGAAUCUUCCAAAAUGGAUUUCAUUUUGUCUCAUGCCAUGUACUGCAGGGAUGUUCUGAAGCUGAAGAAGGGACAGAGGGCAGUUAUCAGCAAUGGAAGGAUCAUUGGGCCACUGGAGGACAGUGAACUCUUUAAUCAAGAUGAUUUCCACCUCCUAGAAAAUAUCAUCUUAAAAACUUCAGGACAGAAAAUCAAAUCCCAUAUUCAGCAGCUUCGGGUGGAAGAAGAUGUGGCAAGUGACUUGGUAAUGAAGGUGGAUGCGCUCCUGUCAGCUCAACCAAAAGGAGAUGCAAGAAUCGAGUACCAGUUUUUUGAAGACAGAUAUAGUGCAAUUAAAAUGAGGCCAAAGGAAGGGGAGACAUACUUUGAUGUUGUGGCUGUUAUUGACCCUGUCACCAGAGAAGCACAGAGACUUGCUCCAUUGCUCUUGGUUUUAACCCAGCUGAUCAACAUGAAUCUAAGAGUGUUUAUGAACUGCCAAUCUAAACUUUCUGACAUGCCUUUAAAAAGCUUUUACCGUUAUGUCUUAGAGCCAGAGAUUUCUUUCACUCCAGACAAUAGCUUUGCUAAGGGUCCAAUAGCAAAAUUUUUGGAUAUGCCACAGUCUCCUCUGUUCACCCUGAAUUUGAACACACCUGAGAGUUGGAUGGUGGAGUCUGUCAGAACGCCAUAUGAUCUUGAUAAUAUUUAUCUAGAAGAGGUGGAUAGUGUGGUGGCUGCUGAGUAUGAGCUGGAGUACCUCUUGCUAGAAGGUCACUGCUAUGACAUCACCACAGGCCAGCCCCCACGAGGACUGCAGUUUACAUUAGGAACUUCGGCCAACCCAGUUAUUGUGGAUACCAUUGUUAUGGCCAAUCUGGGCUACUUUCAGUUAAAAGCCAACCCAGGAGCUUGGAUUCUCAGACUAAGGAAGGGUCGGUCUGAAGAUAUUUAUAGAAUUUACAGCCACGAUGGCACAGAUUCUCCUCCUGAUGCUGAUGAAAUUGUUGUUGUCCUCAACAACUUCAAGAGCAAAAUUAUUAAAGUGAAGGUUCAGAAGAAGGCAGAUAUGGUAAAUGAAGACUUGCUGAGUGAUGGAACUAAUGAAAAUGAAUCUGGAUUUUGGGACUCCUUCAAAUGGGGCUUUACGGGAGGACAGAAGACUGAGGAAGUGAAACAAGAUAAAGAUGACAUAAUUAAUAUUUUCUCCGUGGCAUCUGGUCAUCUCUAUGAAAGAUUUCUUCGUAUAAUGAUGCUGUCAGUACUGAAGAAUACCAAGACUCCUGUGAAAUUCUGGUUCUUGAAGAAUUAUUUGUCUCCCACAUUUAAGGAGUUCAUACCUUAUAUGGCAAAUGAAUACAAUUUCCAGUAUGAACUUGUUCAGUACAAAUGGCCUCGGUGGCUUCAUCAGCAGACUGAGAAGCAGCGCAUCAUCUGGGGUUACAAGAUUCUCUUCCUGGAUGUGCUCUUCCCAUUGGUUGUUGACAAAUUCCUGUUUGUAGAUGCUGAUCAGAUUGUACGAACGGAUCUGAAAGAGUUAAGAGAUUUCAAUUUGGAUGGUGCUCCUUAUGGUUAUACUCCUUUCUGUGAUAGCCGAAAAGAAAUGGAUGGCUACAGGUUCUGGAAAUCGGGGUACUGGGCUAGUCAUUUGGCUGGGCGGAAGUAUCAUAUCAGUGCACUGUAUGUUGUGGAUCUGAAGAAGUUUAGGAAAAUAGCUGCUGGUGACAGACUCAGGGGACAGUACCAAGGUCUGAGUCAGGAUCCUAACAGCCUUUCAAAUCUUGAUCAGGAUUUGCCCAAUAACAUGAUCCAUCAGGUGCCAAUUAAAUCACUCCCUCAAGAAUGGCUUUGGUGUGAAACGUGGUGUGAUGAUGCCUCUAAGAAAAGGGCAAAAACAAUAGAUUUGUGUAAUAAUCCAAUGACCAAAGAGCCCAAGCUAGAAGCAGCUGUUCGAAUUGUCCCAGAGUGGCAGGACUACGACCAGGAGAUCAAGCAGCUACAGACCCGCUUCCAGAGGGAGAAAGAGUUGGGAAUGCUGGAUAAGGAGAAGACAAUACAAGAGUCAGGCUGGGAAGGACCUCAGAAACGAGAAGAGUUAUGAUCUUCAUUCACAAGAGGAUAGGAAAUCAUACCAUUUGAAAAACACUUUUUAUAUUAAAUGCUAGUUUUUUUUCUGAUCUGUCUUUACAACUGCUGAUAAACUGGCUGGGCAGGUGUGCCACACCUUUUGAUUCUGAGCAUUUGAUUUCGACUUCUGCAUACCAGUGGGCUCUGGAUCUUUGGAAUUAAGACUCUAUUGGAUUUGUACCUCAGAGGAAGACAAGUGGCUGAUCUUUUGAGACUCUGUAAAGAGCGAUCUUCUAACCAGAGGGAAAAUGGCAAAGGCAACUGGGAGAAAAUGAGUCCUGUGGUGCCCACACCCAAGAGCACACACAUGCUGCACCACCACAGGAAGCCAUCCAGGCAGAGCCGCCAUGUUCUUCCUUACCUCAGUUUACUGGCAGCGGAGCUCAGUCUGCAGCUUAGUGCUGUGGUGGCAGAAGCCGUGUGGCAGAAGUCUUGUCCAAGGUCCACACACCUUGAGAUUUUUGCCAGUGCCGCUCCUGUGUCCUUUUGUUCUCUUCCCCAGCGUUAGGUUCAUUGUCAAAUUGGAACCCAACCAACAAUCAUGUGUCCUUGGGGUUGGCUCGUUGCAGAUUAAUUUGGGGAUGGGAUGGGGUGGUUUGGGGUGAGGGUAGGGAAAAUAUCAGGAAUAGGAGGACUCUAAGAUGUUUGUGGGGGAGGCGAGGAAGACAGAAAUUGGCCAUUCUCUUUUAUAAACCAUUAGUACCAUGUGACUAAUUUGAAAUGAAAACAUGAUUCUUAUUCCCCACCCAACCCCAGUAAACUUUUUAGGUAAUUGUUUUGUAAACAAUUUUUGUAUUUGUGAAUGUCUUUGCUUUUUCUUCCCACUUUCUAAAAAAAAAAGUGUGUUACUGAUUUCCUUACUGGAUAUAGCCAUAGUGAGCCCCUCUCACGAUCCAUCUUGCAGGGCUCAGGCUCCCUCAGGAACGUCAUCGCAUCAUCCAUCCCUCCAUUCCUGGGGAAGAAGGGGGGUUCCUCUCUCAGACCUAGGCAAAGUUGGGUUUGACUUUUCUCUGUGAAGGACUCCCAGAGCUGAGAAGAGGAGGGGUGUUGACUGUGUUAUUUGUGCUUCUCUGUACACUGGUCUGUAUUCCUUUUAGUUUAGUACUGUGGGUUGCCUUUGGUUUGCCAAAAUUGCCCAUGUAUCACCUGUUCUGACUGCACAUAAUCACAUUUCAACAUUAGCCCUUUAGUCACUGCUUUUAGUGUUUUUACUUUAGCAGCCCAGAAUAGCCCUUCUGGAGUAGCCUCUCCUGGUGAGCAGGCAAUGCAGGGAGGCACCCACAGGGAGUCUUCUGGUGUUUUGUUGGCCUGCAUGGGUGUAAGACUCUAGGUCCUUCCCUCCAUCUGCUCAGGCUGCAAGGUGUGGCAGCAAGAGCACUCCCAUGGACUGUACCUCCUUCUAGUGUAAACUGCUUUCGUCUCUAAUAUUUUGCCUCCUUUUUAAAAAUGUGAGGAAGGACUACAGAUGAAUAGCUGAAUCCUCACUCUUCCACAUCAGGGAAUAAUGAUUUGCAGUCUUUUUUAAAAAUCAAAGUCUUAUGACAAAUAUUAAAUAAUUAAUUUUUUCCAUAUUCACAUAAGCAAAAGUUAGCUUAGGAGUCAGUCUGAAGGAGCUUUUCAGUUUGCUUUUGUAAUUAAAUUAAAAAUUGGGAAGAGGAAAAAAAAAUUGGGAAGAGGGGAACUCAAAAGAUUUUUAGAUAAAUUUAUCCAAGUCUAAAAAGCCUCAGAAUCAUUGCUGUUGACAAGUCUGUAGCUUGAGUUUUCUUUGCCCUGAUCACCUGGUCAGAGCAACUGAAGGGAUAGACUCAAUGAGAGCAAAAAACAUUUGCUCAGCUUCAUCUUAGAUUUAAGAAAGCCUUCGGAGAGGCUUCUGGUGCCGCUACUUCAGUUUAUAACUAUAAAAGGAAUUGUGCAUUUUUAAAAUUUAUUUUCUGGGAGAUUGAACAAGAAAUACUGAGGGCAUUCAGGUAUGCUUUUUAAAUGCUGAUUCCCAUGGGACAUGGAACAGGUCACCUUUCUUCAUGUCUUUCCACCAAGUGUUUUAUGCAUAUUCCAUGUGAGGAGGGUACAGUAUGAAAUCUAUUCUCUGUGUAGUAUGUGUGUCCUCACUGCCCUUACCCAUCACCACCCUAAACAUAAGUCUUACCCAUAGCUUAAUCUAUGUAAGACCCAGUUUGCUUUUUAAGUAGUCUAGGGCCUUCCUUCUCUUGUUUCCUGUGUCGUUAGCAUCUGUCAGGGUGAACCUCUAAUGCCCUAGGAAAUAAUAGUACCACUAAAAUUUGGUCUUGGUCAGCUUUGUCUGUGUCUCUACUAUGUGAAAGCAAAUUGUGACCGAAAAGAUAGUUUUUUUUUUUUUCUUUUUUCAAGAAGCAAAAGCUGAUUGCACUGAAACACUCAAGCUUCUGGAAACUAUUCACAGUGCAUUGUUUUUAACCAUCAUUUAUUUAUAUGUAGUGGAGUUCUUUUUGUCUCAUCAUGCCAUAAUAGAAAAUUUUCUUUCUGAAUCAGUGCCAGAGUAAUGUAAAAUAAUGUGACAUGUCAGAGUGGCAUGCAGCAGUGUGAAUUUUUAUGUUCUAUGAGCAGUGGUAUUUGAGAUCAAAACCCAUGCACACCUGCUGCUGGAGCUGUAGGGACAUGACUGUGUUUGUUUUAAAAUUGUACUCAAUACUUAUCACACUCAGAAUGAUGACACAUUGGUUUUUCAUAAGGUUGAUAAAGUGUAGAAUCUCAAAAUGUGGCAUUUCAAAUGGAAACAUGCAGAUAUUUGCCUAUCUACUACACACAUAUGCCUCAUGGUAGGCCCGUGUGUUGUGUGAACUCAGCUCAUGGGAGAGAUUAUUAAUAGAAAUCAUUUCCAGGAAUGGAGCUUAAUGAACUUUGCUGUCCUCAAGUCCUCAUAUGUACCAUGUUGAGGCUCUGCUUGAAUGAACAACCUUUGCCUGGUUGCAGGGACUCAGUCCCCAAAUGAAGGGCUGAAAGCUAGGGGUGACAUUGCAGUUUUCAGAAGAGACUGGCCCAAGAAGUAGGAAGGAAAUCCCAGUUUCCUUUAGCUGGGAGUUAUACUAGAAGGACACCAUAAUUUGCAAUAAGUCAGACACCGCUCUCCUUGCAACAAGUAAAAUUAUUCUCCUUACCCACAUCUAACCUGGGAGUAAAUUUGAGUACUUAAAAGUAGUCCUUUUCUAAAAUUGUCAUGAGUGAUUAAAAGAAGUAAUUCAACUCGAGUUACAAGGGAAUUUCUAGUGCAUUUUUAAAAUAUAAUGUUAGUGCUAUGGCAUCAAAUUUCAUGGAAAUGGAAAUGUUUUGGUAAAGUCACCUAAUGGAAACUGUUUGUUGGCAACAACAAAUGGAAGGUGGAUUGUGUGCAAAAUUAUUUAAAUAUCUAUACCAGUGUGUAAUUUUAAUAGUUUUUUAAGUAUUUGAUUUUAUGGGGAUAUUUUUUGGGAUGAUGGGUUGAAAAUAGCUAUUGUGUCUAGUUUGGUGGGAUGACAUUUUUUACUUCAAUUCAUGUUUUCCCUUUUUGAUGUGGUGGGGGAAGAUCUCAAUCAUGACUUUGGUAAUUACCUGAUUGAAUUCAAGCUAAUUAGACUUCAUUAACUCAGGUUGUGAUUGAUAUUUCAAACUAUCUGGAGGAUACCAGUUUUCUUUCAUUUGGUAUUUGAUCUCUUGAUCUAAUUCAGAAAUGACACUUCUGGGUGGCUGUGAGUUACUGCAUGGAGUAGUGGAUCUCUUUUCAGGGUGCCAUCGAGUGCUGACAGUUUAUAAAAAGAAACCACAAAAUCAGCUUCAAGCAGCUGCAUGCUCCCCAAAAGUAGUGCAUUAAGUUUAAACUCCCUGAUAAUGAUUUUCCAAGCAAGAGGCUAUCUCCUGAGUCUUAAAUUACCUAGCAACACAGAGGCCAAAUGUGGAAGAUUUAAGAGGAAACAAGUUAGGUUGUGAGCUAAGACUAUCCCACCUGUAAUUUAUGCAUUGCCUUACUUGUCAUCUUUUAGAUUUCCAGUGACAGGGCAUAAUUUCUCUUCAAAAUAAAAGUAGCAAAAUUUAAGUCAACAAUUUGAGAAAAAGAUUAUUACGUAUCAUAUUUUCUCACCAGUUAUACUUGUUAAUAACAAGGUAAACCUAGGGAAAAAAGUUAGAGUUUUUAAAGAAAGUUAUGUAUUAGAAAACCUUCUUUAUAAUUAUUUUUACUGUAAUCCUGUUCCAUCAAAUGCAACAUAGGUCCAGGUGCUGCCCCUUGCUUGGGAAGAAGCACUGGGGCUCUAAAUGUCUGCAGAGCCCUCUGCACCUGAAGUAAACUGAGAAUGAAUUUCUUGGUACUGUAAUGAAAAUAAGGUCUGCUCAACACAAUAAAUGUUUCCUUGUCUUCUUUAA
Messenger RNA from Neogale vison (American mink), 9200 nucleotides. It is a transcript of the gene UGGT1, whose product is annotated as UDP-glucose glycoprotein glucosyltransferase 1. The record is from RefSeq and is a predicted model, not a curated record. Gene Ontology annotation, molecular function: UDP-glucose:glycoprotein glucosyltransferase activity. The coding region runs from base 130 to 4803 and encodes 1557 amino acids. Gene Ontology annotation, cellular component: endoplasmic reticulum. The transcript has 41 exons. NCBI's taxonomy places the organism in Eukaryota, Metazoa, Chordata, Mammalia, Carnivora, Mustelidae.